CGUAAGACCAUUUGACCGCCGAACACCCAACAACCGUCCACGAACGCGCCUCACGUCACAUCAUCUCCCGUAACAAGCACGGUAUUAAGAAGAGGUGGGGAUGUGGCGUUCGGUUUAGCUGAGCUUGCUGAUGUGGAAGCUGAAGAUUCGCAGGAAAAGUCUCGUUGUUCGCAUUCCCGGUGGGAAUUUUCGCUUGUCCUGACGUUCAGGAGCUUUACACUGACGCCGGGUCUCGCGGUUUAUUGUGUAUUGAGUGUAUUUAUUUUUCUUUUUCACUCCGAUACGCUUCUGUGGAAUGCGAAAACUCAUGUUCUUCCAAACUUUAAUCGGUUUUUCCAUCCUGGCAACGGCGAUUCCAAAGCCAGACGAACAUCGUAUUUUGAGCAAGGAUGUGAGUAAUGAAGAUCACUAUAUAAAUUCACAACAUAAUCCAGCCUAUGAUCAUGAAGCUUUUCUUGGAGAAGAAGCAAAAACCUUUGAUCAACUUACUCCGGAAGAAAGUACUAGAAGAUUAGGAAUAAUUGUUGACAAAAUUGACAAGGAUAGCGAUGGCUAUGUUACACAAGAGGAGCUCAAAGAUUGGAUAAUGUAUACUCAGAAACGUUACAUUAGAGAUGAUGUAGAGCAUCAAUGGAGAUCUCAUAAUCAACAAGGAAAAGAAAAGUUAUCAUGGAUAGAAUACAGGGCAAUGGUUUAUGGUGAUAUGGAUGAACAUGAGAAAGAAAGACAGGAUAAAUCAGAUGAUGAUUCUUUUUCAUAUCUUACUAUGCUUAAAAGAGAUCGCAGAAGGUGGACCACUGCUGAUUUAGAUGGUGAUGAUGCUCUAACCAAAGAAGAAUUUACUGCCUUCCUUCAUGCUGAAGAGGCAGAGCAUAUGAAAGAUGUAAUAGUACUAGAAACAAUGGAGGAUAUUGAUAAAGAUGGAGAUGGAAAGAUAUCUCUUGCAGAAUAUAUUGGCGAUAUGUACAAAGGCAAUGAAGGUGAGGAGGAACCGGAAUGGGUGAAGAAUGAGAAGGAACAAUUCUCCUCAUACAGAGAUAAAGACAGUGAUGGAUUUUUAAAUGCUGAUGAGGUAAAAACGUGGAUUAUUCCUGCGGAAUUCGAUCACGCAGAGGCGGAAUCUCGACAUUUAAUUUAUGAAGCAGACACUGAUGCCGAUCACAAACUUACGAAAGACGAGAUUUUAGAAAAAUACGAUGUAUUUGUUGGGUCUCAAGCUACAGAUUUUGGCGAAGCGUUGACGAGGCACGACGAGUUCUAAGGAUAUAAUUUCAGAAAAAUUGCUAUUAAACAAAUUACUUAUAAUGAUCUACUUAAAAUUUUACAAAUCAUGAAUCACUUAUGAAAAAUAUUUAUCCAUUUAUUCUAAUAAAUGUGUUUUUAUGUUAUUGACAUCUAAUAUAGAUCUAACAUAGACAUGUAAUAGAUAAUAAUUUAAUAAAAAGAAAUAUAUAAUAGAUAGCAUAGAGAGAUAUAAGAGAAGGAAAUGUGCAUAAAAUGCUAUAUCUGCCAAAAAUUAUAAAGAAGUUAGCUAUUGUUAUAAUAAACUUUUGAUAUUGUCAUUGUA
Harpegnathos saltator (Jerdon's jumping ant) is the source of this 1567-nucleotide messenger RNA. RefSeq names its product Calumenin B scf (gene scf). Gene Ontology annotation, molecular function: calcium ion binding. Gene Ontology annotation, cellular component: endoplasmic reticulum. The record is from RefSeq and is a predicted model, not a curated record. NCBI's taxonomy places the organism in Eukaryota, Metazoa, Arthropoda, Insecta, Hymenoptera, Formicidae. The transcript has 4 exons. The coding region runs from base 296 to 1261 and encodes 321 amino acids.